Stegostoma tigrinum is the source of this 9947-nucleotide messenger RNA. RefSeq lists its product as uncharacterized. NCBI's taxonomy places the organism in Eukaryota, Metazoa, Chordata, Chondrichthyes, Orectolobiformes, Stegostomatidae. The record is from RefSeq and is a predicted model, not a curated record. The transcript is spliced from 8 exons. Bases 846 to 5489 code for a protein of 1547 amino acids. Gene Ontology annotation, biological process: cell differentiation.
AGGAGCCUUAUGCGCGGCGUUAACUUGAUGUGGCACUCAUCUCUUUCGCAGCGUUACAGUACUUUGUUGCUAAAAUCUUGUGUGGUUUGGCAACUCCUGCCUUUUAUUGUCCUUUCUGUUCAAAGAGCCUGGGUAGAUGUAUAAGUGCUUGCGGUGGAGGAGUGUCAGAUUGCAUGGUAAUAUUCCUCUGUACUUCCCAGUGCGAGGAGUGGCUGACGGCCCGGGACCGAUUUCUUUGCCUCUGGAAGCUGGGGUGACCAGCAGAGCAACUUUCAGAUGCCUCCUGUACCUCCAACCUGCAGCUACCCAGGAUGACAAAAAAAAACAAUGAAAUACAGAUUUCUAACAUUUAACCGGCGUUGAUUGUGGCUUCAGGGUGGAGUUAAAUCCAUGUUUGCAUUGGUAGGAUGAUGUGGGAUUAAUGUGAGUUAGUCAGCCUGCAGUGCCAUCCCUGCUCCAGGAGAUGUGGGCCUCUCCUCCCCAGGUGCUUGCACAUUGAGGCGGUUUCGGGUUGGGUCGAUCCCGACCCUGCUCCUGUGUGUGUCUUAAUGAAGAGAACAACAGCAACAUGAGUGUGUCAGGCAAACCAGGAAGGUUACAGUGACUGUGAAAAUACUUUCUGGCUGAGGGAAUGCCUGGUGGUUUCGCAGUGUUUCGGGAUUGAAGUUAAUGUUUCCAGAAAGCUCCUUGAUGUGGAAACUGUUGGGAGUUGCAGCUCGCCUUUAGUUUGGGACAGAGUUACCGACAGGGAGUGAACCCCGUACACCGCCGAUUCCAGCGGCUCCGGGAACACCAUACCGAUCGGGAAACAGCUCCGGGAGCGCGGCGACCACUCGGCCAGCCUGAUGGAUGAGCCCUUAGAAUCGGAGGCGGCUAUACAAACGAAGAGAAAGUCCAAGCCGGGCUCCCUGCGGCGGGCUCUGAGCUGGCUCCGGCUAUCGGGGCGGAAGAAAAAGAAAUCCAAGAGUGAGGGGGACAAAGCCCCAGCGAAGCACCGAAAGGAUUCCCAAAGUUCAGCUGCCUCAGAAUUGGAUGAUGAGGGUAAAUGGGCCGUGCACUACAAGCCAGCGCAGUACGAACAUCAACAGGAAAAUGUCUUCCUCCCAUCCACCCGACCACCACACAUCGAGGAUCUGCACAAAGAAGCUGAAAUUGGCCUCAAAUCUCUUCAGGAACAAGGAAAUCUGGCUGGAUAUUCCCAGCAGCAGAUCGGAAAUGGCUGUGGUUAUGUAGAAGACACCAGUCAGCAUAAUGAUGAUGAGCCUCACGCUGAGAAGCCUGGAUCAUGUGUAGCCAGUGAUGAGGCCUGGGCCAAAACAAGAUCACUUCCACCACCAACCCCUGAUGAGAUCCGAAAGGAUUCGCUAUCGUCUCGGUCAGGAGCCACCCCAACUGGGACAACUUUUAAACCUCCACAAAAGAUACAAUCAUCUUUCAAAGGCCCAAAGCUGAAAGAGAAGAGAAUUCGAAGAACCACAAUCAUGGGACUCCCACAGCACGUUCAACAGGAACUAGGGUUUGGAAAGGGAUCCCGUGUCUCAAAAAGCACUAUGAAGGUGCCUGGUGAUGGCAAUGCUGGCAUUGUCUCAGAAUCCAGGAGAGAGGAAAAUCAUUGCUUCAAUGUAGUCCCACACUCGAGAGAAAGGGCCUCUUUACAGUCUGUUAACUUUACAGAUUCAUCACAAGGAGCUACUGAAUCGAUAAGCACUUUAGAAAUUCAUGACCAACAGAACUGGGGACUAAUAGAUUUUUCCCAAAGACCAAAGUCAUUAGCCGUUCCAAAAUCACUCAUACCAAGUGAACUUCAAAACCCUGUUAUGUCGAUGUCACCUCAGGCAACAUACCUAUCCAAGAUCAUUCCCAAUGCAAUACUGCCUUCUGCAGUGGAUGUUGUGAUGAUCAACACCAGUCAGAAUUGCUUGCGCACCAUCAGCAGGGACAGCUUAAUAAUUGCCCCAUCUCCUGCCUGUUCUCGAUCCAUCUCCCUGCAGAAUUAUGAUGGCAGAGAUUAUGCUUCAAGUGAUGCAUGGAGCCAUUCUCAAUCUUCAGAAACCAUAGUGUCAAACAAUUCCACUAUUUCGUCACAGGGAAAUACUCGGAAUCAUUCUGCAGAAAAGGUCAGAGAGAAAUUGAGAGAUGAACACAACCUAACUAAUUCUGUUCCAGAUUCUCGUGCAGACACCAGUAGGUGGGUCAAUGCAUGUUCUGCACAGAGUGUUUUAGAAACCACUGAGGAUACUGCAGCCCACAAUACCUCGAACUAUCAAACUGAUGAACUGAAAAGUAAUGGUUUUGUCAACCAAGCACUAUCUCCUGCAGAAAGCACCAGUAGUAUUGUUGAUGCAUCAGAUACACAGAGUGUAACAAGUGAGCGAUCAAUCUCAAGGAGCCUGUCGAUUAGGAAAAUGAAGAAAGCACCAGUUCCCCCAAGAAGAAUCCAUUCCUUGCAGCAGAAGGAGGAAGAGCCGAACUUCCAACCGAAAGAUCAAAGCUGUGUGUCACCUGUGGACGACGAUGUGUUUUCACCUGCUCUCAGUGACAUCAAUCACAUCCAACCUGAGCCCCAUGUGGAUUCUCCCGUAUUUGCUGCUAACCCUCAAUCUCAUCACAACCCGGUGACAGCUCUAAAUCAGAUGGAAGAAAUACCGAAAGGCAAGAGCAAGAUUUCUCCAGGAAAUCCAAACUCACCCAUUAAAUCUGAGCAAACCAUGUCACCAUCUAGUGGGUACUCAAGUCAAAGUGGGACUCCCACUAUGGGCAGGGAUCCCGCAUCACCCUCUCCUCCUGGAGGAAAGCCCAAACCUGUUAGAUCCACUUCCCUGAUUUCUCCAGAAGAGUCACCCUCCUCACCUUCAGCAUCAAUAUCAUCCUUGAUUUCUGAACGGUUUGACUUCUUUUCAAUCCCUCCUCCACCAUCGUCACCUGCUCCACCACCACCCACUGUAAAAAUUGCAAAAUUACCACCAUCUGUGUUAUACUCCUGGGGACCAGCAUCAAUCCCUCCACCUCCUGCAGGACCAGCCCCAUCACCUCCCAAAAGAAAACCUUCCUUCCUUUUUCCUGCAGCUGCCCCGGCUCCGCCUGUCACCACGGCGACGUCCAAACAGGCUCCGCCUGUCACCACGGCGACGUCCAAACAGGCUCCGCCUGUCACCACGGCGACGUCCAAACAGGCUCCGCCUGUCACCACGGCGACGUCCAAACAGGCUCCGCCUGUCACCACGGCGACGUCUGAUCGGGCUCCACCUGUCACCACGGUGACGUCCAAACAGGCUCUGCCUGUCACGACGGCGACAUCCAAACAGGCUCCGCCUGUCACCACGGCGACGUCCGGACGGGCUCUGCCUGUCACCACGGCGACGACGUCCGAUUGGGGUCUGCCUGUCACCACGGCAACGAUGUCCAGUCAGGCUCCUCCUGUCACCAUGGUGACAUCCAAUCAGACUCCGCCGGUCACCGCGACAACAGCCAAACAGUCUCUGCCGGUUACCGUGAUGACGUCCGAUCAAGCUCAGCCUAUCGUCACGAUGACAUCUGAUCAGGCUUCACCUGUCACUAUGGCAGUGCCCAAUCAGAUUCCACCAGACUCUACCACCGUGUCCUCAUUGGUUACUUCGUCUGUGUCCAGUCAAGUCCCAUUGGUCACUAGGAGCACAGCUUCUCAGGCCCCUGUGGCCACUGGGACUGUUCCUGCGGCUCUCCUGCCUUCACCCUCUGAAACUCUGCAUGUUCUGUCUAACCCUGCGGCUACAUCUGUCUCCUCAGCGCCUCCCACUGGACAGCAGGAAAUCAUUCCAGUCGCAGCAAAGCACUCUUCACCCCCACCUUCACCCCCACCAUCCCAUCACCCUCCUCCACCACCAAAGAAAGCAACAACAACUGGGGCAUCCUCGCCUCCCUCUUCCUCCACUGUUUCUGAGCCCAAGAGGCUGUCAGGGUUUGAUUGGCCUCCGCCGCCACCUCCUUUGUCCCCAUCUGCGUUUGCACCCUCGACUGAGCCAUCAUCUCUUCCUGAGAACACCCAGCAGGGUGAACAGGAGGCUGACUUCCUGUUUCCACCUCCUCCACCUCCUUCCCUCCUGACAGACUCAGUGCAAGAGAAGAGGUUUUCUGCACAAGAUUUACAGUUGGUGUCUCUAUCCUCACCCCCACUGCUACCCCCAGACAAAUCAUUGAAAAGUACGAUCCCAGGGCAACCUGCACCUGCAGAACCUUCAUCACAACCUCUUCCACCUCCAGUUCCCACAGAAACUAAGAUGUCACCGAGGCCGAAGCUGUGUGCUUCACCAGCAGCCACAUCCAUGUCAAACCAUCUUCAGCAGAAACCGCUUGCUUUCCCAGGAACCCCAGCUGCAGACUCUCAUCUUUCAAAAGUAAUAACUCCAAAACCAAAGAUGUCCAAUCAGGAUUCUGAGAAUAAAUUGCCCGUCCAGUCUCCACCUCCUCAAAAUGGCAGCGACCAAGAUGUGAAGCCGAUGGUCACACCAUCUCUCUUACAGAUGGUACGGUUACGUUCUGUCCAGAUGAACACAUACACAGCUGGGGGGCUGGAUUGCCAGCCCCAAGUUAGCAAAAACCAACCUGAUUUAAAGCCACCUGCCAAAAGUCAUAUGACUGCACCGAGCAAACCUGCUCGCAAGUCUCUGACACACCGUUUAUCAUCCUCUUCUGACUCAGAAUCUUCAAUCAAACCCAACAGUUCUCUCUCUGUAAAGAAACUGACAGUCAGUGAUGUUUAUGGACAGAGUACACUUAAACCCCCUGAAGAUGGGGCUCCACAGAAAUCACCUGCUUCGACGGCCAGCUUCAUUCUUUCCAAAAACGUAAGCCCCAAGAAGCUGGUCUUUGAAACUCCUCGAUCACCAGAGGCAGAAGCUGAAGUCAAGAGGAACUUUGUGGCUGAGCUCAACUCUGUUUCUGAACGAAUAGCCUCAAAGAGUGAAUCCAAAAGUUUAACAGACGCACAGAGUAAAGUAAUUUCAGAAACCACUUCUGCACAGAAAAAACCCGGCAGAAUUCCCCCACCUGUUGCCAAAAAGCCUUUGUUUUUACCGAAUGUGCACAGACUCCCUGCCACAUCGUCUGAUGUGAAAGAGCCUCCACAGGUGCAGGAAACAUCUGGUGCCCGUGAAGCUACUAGUGAUGUCAAGGACGAGAAAGACACUGAAAAAGCCGUCUUAGUAAGAGGAUUAAAUUACAACUUCCGGGAUGCGGACAAGAAAGAUUUCUCAGCAGCGUUAGAAACAACACUGAAAGACAACAAACUCACAGAAGAGACCCAGCAAACCAUGAGACAGACAGUCGCACCAACACUAAACGGGAAAAAGGUAGGAAAUACACUCAGUACAGAAGAAAGGAAAGCAGAAGAAAGGGAAUCAGGAUGCUGGAAACAGACAAGAGUAACUGAAGAAGUUGGGCAUCAAACCUCAGGGUUCACUAAGCUCAAGGUCAGUCUCCCUGCCUCGGGAGAUGAAAACAAUCCAAAAUGAGCAACUCUUCAGAAAAACUCUUCUGCUAAAUCAUAAUGGCCUUGUUUAUGCAAAACUAAGAAUCCACAUUUGCCUGGAGUGCUGCAGCUUUUACUUUAUACUGUAACUGAGUUCCAUGAAAGCAGACAACAGAAAAGUGUUGCUGUGCUGAUUACAGCCUGAUAUUAAAGCACUCUCAGAGAAGUAAGGAUAAUUUUUGUUAGUCAUUCUGGAUUGUGCAAUUGUAACACCACCUUUUGAUUCUCAAUGCCACGGUUUCUACUGCAACAAGAUGCACAUUAAAGGAGGUGGUUUGAGACUGUUUUAAUUUGUCAAUGAGGAUAUAAUGGUUCUCUGUCUAAACAACUACAGUUUAAAAAGAAUCAGUAGGAAGCACACUUAUUGUAUAAAAUGAGGGGAUUUGGGGUUGCUUUAUCUAUAAAUGAAAAUCAGCAAUUAUUUAGAAAUGUAUUCCCUUUGUUAACUUAUAAAGCAGAAUGACUUAAUAACUUGAAACCAAAAAAAGUCCUCUAUCGAAUAUUAGAGACUGUUUUUCUGGUGAUCUCGAAAAGUAAGUCACUUGCUGUGGUUCAGCUUGUGGUUUUGAAACUGUAAAUAGAUUAUAUUAACACUAUCCUGCUACUGACAGCAGCUACAUACAGGCCAUCAUGUGGCUUUCACAAGGUGCCUAUCAUUUCUUAUUUUGUCCCCUCCCUCAUUCUCUUGUUAUUUUGAAGAUGAUGUUGGAUUUCAGUGUGCAAAGGCAAGGGUUUGACUUUGUUUUAUUUUUAAUAAUAUGGCAUUAUCUGGAGCCAGUGGCAGAAAGCUACAACUUCCAGGUUUCAAAAUGCUUAAUUCUCUAGCUCCCAACCUGACCUGAGCCUAGUCCUAUUGGAUUACUGAAGUACUCAGUUCAUUGGGUAAUUUCACUGUGUUAUCUGAAACCAACUGAGGUCAGGCUAAAGGACAGUCACUGAAUUGAAGGUUCUUUAUAAUUGUUUCUGGAUUAUGACACCCAUUUCACCUCCAAUUCUGUAUUUGAGAGAUGAUGAAAGGGCUGAGAUGAAGGUUUGGACCCAAAACUAGAUUGCUGGUAGUUGAGAAAGGGGCUUUAAGAUAUGUUUAUAAUGUGCAAAAUUUUCUUAAGCCUUGAGUUGACUGAUUCUUGAGAGUUAAUUGACAAAUCCAAAUCGAUUGAUUUCAGGGACUUAGAGUCCCUGACUCUCAGUUCACCAGUUACUGAACAUGAUACAUAAAAGAAGCUAAUUUCUCCAGUCCCUCAUGAAGAGAUUGUCAAUCCACUCUCUGUUUUUUGUACGAUGUUCUGUUUUUACUGGAUGUAGGGUUUAUUUGAAUUUUGUUAAGAUGAAUAUUGGCACUAAUUUUAUUUCCAUAGUCUUAUGAGAACACUGAAUUACCUUCAAUCUAUUCACAUAGAGAUGGACAAUGUAAUAUUUUUUUUUGGUCAUUCCAAAGCUUUCUGUACACUCACUAGUUAAUGGGUCCUGUGUGUAAUUACUUUCUUCCUAAAUCUUAUUUCUAGCAAGUGAAUACACAGUGAUACAAUAUCAUCAACAGUCGUCUUCCUGUAGAGUGAAAUGUUUAAUUCUGUUCACCUUUGUUUUAAUGAAGCAGAUAGUAUUUGAGAGCGCUUCUGGUAUAUCAUCUGCACUGGCUUUAAAAGCCCUGUCCCAGUGUAGGAGGGUUCGUCCUCACAGAUGAGGGGAGAAAGGGAAACACUCAGCAAAGAUGUUGCUUUACACUCCCCUGUUUCCUCUUUACGAAUGUGCAUUGGCCAGCUCUGGAACAGAAGCUUUGUAUUCAAUCUUUAAAUGAGCAGUUUGGAAACUGCACUUUUCAAACAUUGCACUCCUCUUAUUUGCAGUUUUCCUCCUCUGCUUGUUUAUUGGAGAAACACACUUUUCUACCAUUAUCUGUAAGUGUAAAACAGGGAACUAAGGACUUGGUUGUAACUUGUCUUUCAUGAAUCUUUUAGUUUGAUUCCAAGGAUGGUCAUUUGCUAAAUUUUCAUGAGGACCAUCCCCUCUAAAAGCAGAGGCUUGUGGUGCUGCCUGAGAGCUACAUGAUUAAAAUGAUUUAUUUUCUAGACCUUUAGUUUUGUUGGUAAGUGGACAGCUUACAUUAUACACUGAAGAAUUAAUAAUAUGAAUUAAUAAUAAUGAAAGAUUAAACCAAAUUUCAGUGGGCAUUCAUAACAGCUGUCCUAAUAGAUUUCAGAAAAAUAACUUGCACUGGCCGUCCUCAGCAAUAAUGGCACCAUUCUGUAGAUUGCCCCAUAUCUGAAUCCUUUCAUUUGAUAUUCAUGCACUCAUCCCAGAUUAAUAUGCAACUACUCCGUCACGUCAGUGGGAAAUAUAAUUGUGUACUUAGCAGUUUCUAUUGCAAACCAGAACGCUGUUUCAAAACAAUGUGUUCAUCAUUAUUUAGAUUUUAACCCUCAAUGGAACAAAAUAUACUCACUGCCAAAUUUCACCUAGAACCAUAUUUGUUUUUAUGUAUAAUACAAGUUGGUAAUAUAGUCGUCAUUCAGCAAUUGAUUGAUUAUGUUAAAUGGGGGUGAAACAUGGAAAAUUCAAACCGCGGCGGGUUUCACUUGUUCUGUUAAAUGAUGGCAACGCUUGUGAAAUUUUUUGUUCAUUGAGGGUGACUGUUUUUUGCAGAGAAAAUGCUGAGGGUGUUUUAGAAUUAGCACAACUUCUUAUAUCAGAGCUAGACAAAAUCAAAGGACCUGAUUUUUAUUAUUGGCCCUUAAAUGGGCCUCACACUUGCUGGAAGCAUCAGUUAUUUUAAAAAAAAACUUUAAAAAGCACAGCUGUGAGGAGACAAGUACAUUCUAAAGAGACCAUAUUUGGCUUGCAUAAAUUACUUUAAAAUUAAAUAAUCAUGUUCUUCAAUGUAAAUGUUCAUUUAUAAAGCAGAAGUGGAAUGGGGUUAAUUAGCUGAAGCCAAAUUGUUUGUGUGUUUAUUCCCAAGCUGUUUACAGGCCACAUGGUCAUUUAGAGGUUUGGGGUACGGAGGAGGGUGGUGGUAACGAAAGUGACAACAGAUAAUUUUCGUCCAUUUUACUAUCCUCUGUAUUUGAGAUUUAAUUCCACAAUUUCUCAGGGUGCACUUAGAUGUUCAAACUCACUUCCACGAUUCUAAAUCUAUGCUGCAUUAAAUCUGUUCAAAGAUAUUGUAUCACUUUAAACUUUUCAAGAAGAUUUGUAACUUGGGUUGUGGAUGAGGUUGUAGACAUGCUCACUGAGCUGGUGGGUUUGUAAAUGUUUCAUCACCCUGCUAGGUAACACCAUCAGUGCACCUCCAGUUAAGUUUCACCGUUGGUGCACUGACAAUGUUACGUAGCAGGGUGACAAAAUGUUUGCAACCACACCCACAGGCUGGGCAGGCAUGUCUACAACCUCAUAUUAUUAUCACUCUUCUGAAUUGUUAAUUCAUUGUGAACCAUUCAUUUCCCUGCACAAGAAUCCAAUCCCUUUUCACUGGAUGUCUAUCUGGGACCUUGCCACCUGUGCUUCAUAUUAUACUGGACACUCACUGUGGCCCUGGAAGCUCUAUUGAGUUCUGAAAAGCUCCCAAGUUCCCAGCACCAUAAGUGCCAGUAAAUAAUGACACUGCUUCACAAUGAAAAAACAGUCAGUAUUCAUCAGGUUUCUAGAUUUUGAAUCUUUGUACUAGUGGGGCUUCCCAGUUUUCUGCUUUAGCCGGGCACAUAGGAAGGGUUCCAUGGAUGAAUAUUACAAUGUAAAUGUUAAAGUUGUUUGAUGUUCUUUGUUUCAUUUUCUGCACUGGCCAAGAAUUGCAAUUGCAGUUUUAAUCUUGAAUUCAACUUCUCAGAAAAAAAGGGAUGAGUGAGCUGAUUGAUGAAUUAAAAGCCAAAUUGUAAACUCACGGGACAACUGUCAUAGGUGGCCUUAAGCAGCAGGGUGAGCUGUAUCCCAUUGACCUAAGGCCCAGUAAAGGAAACUCUGAGAUUGUGACAUUCAUGAAGCCAAGCCAAAGGGAUUGUAUCUUUUAAACAGGAGAUUGUUGCGAGCACCAUAACCUGAAUGUUCAGGACCCUUUGAACUGCAAGUCUUAAGCUCCUGUUGAUUGGACCACUUAAAGUGUGUUGAUUAUUUGUUGCAUAAAUGAUCAGGAAAUUGAAUAAGCUGAAUGUUUGUCCUUUUUGUAGAUAACCAUGUUAUCAUAAUGCUUUGGUUCAAACAGAGACCCUGUGGCCCAGCUCCUUCAUUCCUUGUUCUAACAUGUCUAUCUGUACUGCCAAUUUUCUGAAUCCUCACUGCAGUGUGAAUGCAAAGGAAUAAGAAUUUACUGCACAAUGUAUGUUUGACAUUACAUUUUAAUUGCAGCCUAGUUGGUCAUUAACAUGGGCUAUGGCCUUAAUUAUUAUGAAUUUAAUCACUUAAGGGUAUAAACUAUGAUUUUCAAAGUUUUUAGGAAAAUAUUAUUAGUGCA